Molecule: messenger RNA, 827 nt
Organism: Archocentrus centrarchus (flier cichlid)
Lineage: Eukaryota; Metazoa; Chordata; Actinopteri; Cichliformes; Cichlidae
Product: lecithin retinol acyltransferase-like
Exons: 5
Coding region: 48-746 (232 amino acids)
Biological process (GO): vitamin A metabolic process; retinol metabolic process
Cellular component (GO): rough endoplasmic reticulum
Molecular function (GO): phosphatidylcholine-retinol O-acyltransferase activity
Source: RefSeq, a predicted model, not a curated record
ACCACUGUGACGGGACGUCCCCACAUUCCCCGUGGUCUCUCCUCACCAUGUUUCCUCUGCCGCUUCUCAGUCUGCUUUUCAUCUCAAACCCGGGACUCGAGCCACCAGCGGAGAAGAAAAAGAAGGAGGUGGAGACGGACAGUCAGAGAGCGGAGAGGGCUAAGAGUAAAUAUGACAUGAUAUUCAGCAGAGGAGACCUCCUGGAGGUCCCCAGGACUCUGUUCAUACACUUUGGGAUUUACCUGGGUGGGGGCAGAGUAGCUCAUUUCAUCCCAGACAUCAUGCCCGUCAUCUCCAGUGACCAGUAUCAAAUCAAACAGAUGGUCACCAACACCAGACUCCUACUGGGAGUACUGGCCAAGUGUGGCAGUGUGAGAAUGGACUCAGUCGAGGACUUUGCCUACGGAGCAGACAUACGGAUCAAUCCUAUGGACAAGGUACUAAGCCAUAUAGUGCUGAAGGGGGAGGAGGUGGCCAGAAGGGCGGAGAAACUGCAGGGAGACGUGUCCUACAGCCUGCUGUGGUACAACUGCGAACACUUCGUCAUGUACUGCCGAUACGGCACAGUCAUGAGCUUCCAAACUUUUCAGUUUUGUAAGACGAUGAGAAAGCUGCUGCUGAGUCGGCGUGUGGCCAAGGCAGCGGCGGUGCUCGCGGUGUGUCUGCUGCUUUACCUGCAGACUGUGAGUGUGUACUUCGCCCUGCUGGCUGUUUUACUGCCUUUCCUCAUCUGGAUGGCCUCAUGAAGAAAAACCUGCCACUCAAACUUGAAAAAGUUUGUACUUGAAGAAAAAAAUAAUGUAAAAGGAAAGCAAAUAAAAUGUUUU